Molecule: messenger RNA, 1100 nt
Organism: Chaetomium fimeti
Lineage: Eukaryota; Fungi; Ascomycota; Sordariomycetes; Sordariales; Chaetomiaceae
Product: ribosomal protein S5, N-terminal domain-containing protein
Exons: 3
Coding region: 128-943 (271 amino acids)
Biological process (GO): translation
Cellular component (GO): ribosome; cytosolic small ribosomal subunit
Molecular function (GO): structural constituent of ribosome; RNA binding
Source: RefSeq, a predicted model, not a curated record
GCUUGGCACACGAGAAUUUCCUAGCAAAAAGCUUCCCCCACUCUCAAAACGUCGAACCGAUCAAGUGCUCGACCGAGUCCCACGACGACAAACCGAUUUCCGUUCAACGACAUCGACAAUCGCAAAAAUGGCUGAUCGGGGAACUGGUGCCCGCGGCGGCGGCUUUGCUUCUCGCGGCGGUGAUCGUGGUGGCGACCGUGGUCGCGGUGGUGACCGUGGCCGUGGCCGUGGUGGUCGCCGUGGUGGGCGUCGGGGCGGCAAGAACGAGGAGAAGGAGUGGCAGCCCGUCACCAAGCUCGGCCGUCUCGUCAAGGCCGGCAAGAUCAAGAGCAUGGAGGAGAUCUACCUGCACUCGCUCCCUAUCAAGGAGUACCAGAUUGUCGACUUCUUCCUGCCCAAGCUCAAGGAUGAGGUCAUGAAGAUCAAGCCCGUCCAGAAGCAGACCCGUGCCGGUCAGCGCACCCGGUUCAAGGCCAUCGUCAUCAUUGGCGACUCCGAGGGCCACGUCGGUCUCGGUAUCAAGACCUCCAAGGAAGUCGCGACUGCCAUCCGCGCCGCUAUCAUCAUCGCUAAGCUCAGCGUCAUCCCCGUGAGGCGUGGUUACUGGGGCGCCAACCUCGGUCUCCCCCACUCUCUCCCCACCAAGGAGAGCGGCAAGUGCGGUUCCGUCACUGUCCGCCUUAUCCCUGCUCCCCGCGGUACCUCUCUCGUCGCUUCUCCCGCUGUGAAGCGUCUCCUCCAGCUUGCCGGUGUUGAGGAUGCCUACACCUCGUCGUCCGGUUCGACCAAGACUCUCGAGAACACCCUCAAGGCGACCUUCGCGGCCGUCUCCCACACAUACGGCUUCCUUACGCCCAACUUGUGGAAGGAGACCAAGCUCAUCAGGAGCCCUCUGGAGGAGUUUGCCGACACCCUCCGGGACGGCAAGCGGUACGCUCAGUAGAGUGCUGGACGAGGGUGAUGCUCGGUCAGCGGGGAAAUGUGCUUCGGGGCGUCUGUGGGUUUUGACUUUGCAUGGGCUCCGGCAAUGGCAUAGGAUGAGGCUAUCGAAAAUUUAACGCGAUCGGCCUAAAUCAAUUUUACGAUUUACCAACGACGCU